Molecule: messenger RNA, 1602 nt
Organism: Endocarpon pusillum Z07020
Lineage: Eukaryota; Fungi; Ascomycota; Eurotiomycetes; Verrucariales; Verrucariaceae
Exons: 1
Coding region: 1-1602 (533 amino acids)
Source: RefSeq, a predicted model, not a curated record
AUGGCAGUCUUACCAUUUUUCAAAGCAAUGCGACACGAAGACAGCGAUUCCUUCAUCAGUGACACGGAGAGAAACAGGACAACCUCACAGCCUCAUACAUCAGAGACCUCGGAGGACGGCCCUCACUUCUCCAGAGUCCCGAGUAUCAAGACGACCAAGCCUUAUCCCACGAUGUCGGCGGCAAACAUAUCUCACUGUGCAAACGACACGAACGCCUUACCAAUUAAACCCCCAACGACAGACCGGCGGCCGGACAUGCCCAUAAUGCCUUUCACCAAGCCAUUUUCCACGAACUCAUUGGUAGGCAGGUCUGACGGCGCAAGAGAAUUGAGUACCUUGCUGGACAAGCGUGCCCCAGCAGGCACCGAUGACCUAGACAUGUCCACUCUGCCUCUGACCUCGAUGCAGGUUAUCUCUAUGAUCACACCACCGGCGGCUCAGAUGACAACUGCUGGUCCAGAUGUCUCUGCACAAUCAACUGUUCCUUUCAGCCCACCCCUCAGAAUGAUUCCUUCAGCGAGUCCGUCCGCAUUCGCGAGGCCAAUAAAACCAUCCUUGGCGUCUGGAUGCCGAGCAUACGUUCAAGCGCUUGAGACUCCAACAGUGUCACCUAUUCCCUCAGCUCCAGGGCAGUUUACUACCAUGAAAUUCAUCCAGAUCACAGAGUGCGAUCCGGGCGUGAACGGGCAAGCUUCCGUCACCACAAGUCCUUCAUUUACCACCAACCCGAGCGGAAUCUCUACCGUCUACAUGAAGGGAUCGCCAAUCACGAUGUCGAAAGGUGUCACCCUCACGUCAACCGGAACAACGUUCGUCACGGCUAUCGUGACAGGCACAUCAACUCUCUCCACAACCUCGCUUCCAGCUACAACGACGUCUGCGGCACCUGGCGCGACAGCUACGCCCGCUCCGGGUAAGCACGGCCUCUCGAAAGCAGCGAUCGGGCUCAUCAGCACCGCCUCUGUACUCAGCUUGAUUGUCCUUGUGAUAUUGGCCUAUAUCCUGCGCCGGUACAUCCGCAAGCGCAAAGAAGCCCAGCAUGAAAAAACGAGUAGUUUCUGGCACAAACUGUUUGCUCCUACCCACCCUGCGGAGCGCGCAAUUCCCCUGACCGAAGUGCCAGGAACAGGGCCAUCUCCUUUUCGCACCUCAAUGUCUGAUAACCCAUACAGAACUCCAGAUCCAGGAGUCGUCGCCGCAGCCCCUCCUAAACGGAAAUCUCCAUUCAACUCCAUCAAGGCCGCUAUGAAGGCUAGGGGUGAUCCGACCAGCUCGGACCACUUUCCAAUGUUCACUAGCACUUACGCCGAGCGCCAAGCUGCGAGAGAACGAGCUCGAAGCGGGUACCCGGACACCUUCUGCACGAACACCGCCCCUGACGCCGUGGAAUGUGGGUUUGGCGGAAGCAAAGAUCCCUUCGACAUGGUCGAGAUCUGUCUUGCUGAGGAUGUGGCGCUUGAGGAGGAGGAGAAGGCAGAGCGACGACGGCAGGAGGAGAGGGCAACCUGGGAUGCUCCACGACGCUCAAUGAGCCCAUACCCCACGAAUCCUUUCAGGAAGGUGGCACAGCCACCACAGAAUGGAGUGAGAACUCUGAUAUAA